Prunus armeniaca (apricot) is the source of this 2325-nucleotide messenger RNA. Lineage: Eukaryota; Viridiplantae; Streptophyta; Magnoliopsida; Rosales; Rosaceae. The record is from the annotation of a GenBank genome assembly.
AUGAGAUUUUUAACUUGCUAUGAUAAACUAAGCUCUCUAGCUUAUUGUCUUAUCUUGUUGUAUGUUCAGCUUAUUGCCUCUAGUUCUGAUGAAGCAGAGGCUCUCCUCAAAUGGAAAGCCACCUUCCAAAAUCAAACCCAGCUGCAAAAUCUAACCUCAUGGACUUACCCUCCCAGUAAUGUCAAUUCCACCAACUCUUCUGGCAAUCCGUGCAAUAUGUGGACUGGUAUUUCAUGCAACACAGCUGGAAGUGUCAACAGGAUAAACCUUACCAAUUCUGGUUUACAAGGUACAUUACACGAAUUCGCUUUCUCGUCUUUCCCUAAUCUUGAAUAUCUUGACCUCAGCAUCAAUAAAUUCUUGGGUUUCAUCCCACCUCAAAUCAGUUCCCUCUCCAAACUCAUUCACCUUGAUCUCUCUUCUAAUCAGUUUUCUGGGAAAAUCCCAUCAGAAAUCGGUCUCCUUACAAAUCUUAAGUUCCUGAAACUACAUGAAAAUAAGUUAAAUGGCUCAAUUCCUCAAGAACUUGGCCAGCUUAACUUUCUUAAUGAACUUGCCAUGUCCACCAAUAAUCUAGAGGGCUUAGUUCCUGCUUCUCUGGGUAGUAUGAGUUACCUGACUUCUCUGCAUCUUUAUGACAAUCACCUUUCUGGUUCCAUUCCUCCAGAACUUGGAAAUCUUUCUAAUUUGGUUGAACUCUACAUGGACACCAACAAUUUCACCGGUCCUAUUCCUCGAACUUUUGGAAACUUAAAAAAGCUGACCAUGUUGCAUUUGUUCAACAAUCAACUUUCUGGUUCUAUCCCUUCAGAAAUAGGAAAUUUGAAGCCUCUAAUAGAAUUACUCUUAUAUAGAAACAAUCUUUCUGGUUCAAUCCCAACACAUUUAGGUUAUCUGGCAAACCUUACCCUUCUCUUUCUCGAUGAAAAUAAGCUUUCCGGUACAAUUCCUAAAGAGAUAGGGAACCUGAAAUCUGUUCUGGAAGUACACUUGAGCAAAAACUACUUAACAGGUCCUAUCCCUCCAAUUUUUGGUAACUUAAGAAAGCUAAAAGUGCUAUACUUGUUCGACUGUCAACUUUCUGGUAUCAUACCUUCAGAAAUAGGAAACUUGAAGUCUCUAGUAGAAUUAUUCCUUUACAGGAACAAUCUUUCUGGUUCAAUCCCGGCAUGGAUUGGUGAUAUGAGAAAUCUUACACAUGUCAAUCUGUUUGGAAAUAAACUUUCCGGGGCUAUUCCUAAAGAGGUUGGGAACUUGAAAUCUAUGGUGGAUCUAGACUUGAGCCAGAAUCAACUCAACGGUUCAAUUCCCACUUCAUUUGGUGGUUUGAGAAACUUGGAAGUCUUAUCCCUCCGUGACAACCAACUCUCUGGUUCAGUCCCCCAAGAGAUAGAAAAUCUAGUGAAGUUGACUCUGUUGUAUUUAGAUACUAACCAGUUUUCUGGUUAUUUGCCCCAAAAUAUUUGCCAAGGUGGAUCACUCACAGAAUUUACAGCAAACAACAACCAUUUUGUUGGUCCAAUCCCCAAAAGCUUAAAAACCUGCACCACCUUAUCCUUUGUCCGCCUUAGUUGGAACCAGUUGACAGGCAAUAUAUCUGAAGACCUUGGUGUUUAUCCGAAUCUUCAAUCUAUGGAUCUAAGCCAUAAUAACUUAAAUGGUGAAAUCUCACACAAAUGGGGACAAUGUGCACAAUUAACAACCCUACUAAUUGCAGGAAACAACCUUACCGGCAGUAUACCACCUGAGAUUGGCAAUGCAACCCUAAUUCAUGAACUUGAUAUUUCUUCAAAUAGUUUAGUUGGGAUGAUCCCAAAAGAAUUUUGGAGACUGACUUCUUUGGUGAAGCUGAUGUUGCAGGGGAAUCAACUUUCAGGUCGUAUACCUUCCGAAUUCGGAUCACUGAUUGAUCUCGAAUAUCUUGACCUAUCCACAAACAAGUUCGAUGGGUCAAUACCUAGCACUAUAAGUGACUUGUACAGAUUACACUACCUGAAUUUGAGCAACAACAAGUUUAGUCAAGGAAUUCCUUUUCAGUUGGGAAAGCUAGUUCACUUGUCCCAACUAGAUUUAAGUCAUAACUUGCUUGAAGGUAAGAUACCUUCAGAAAUAAGCAACAUGGAGAGUUUGGAGAUGCUCAACCUUUCCCACAAUAAUCUUUCUGGCUUUAUUCCAAUGAGUUUUGAAGACAUGAUGGGUUGUCGUAUGUUGACAUAUCCUACAAUGACUUGGAGGGUCCCCUGCCCAACAGCAGUGCAUUUCGGAAUGCUCUUCCGGAAGCAUUGCUGGGGAACAAAGGACUGUGCGGCAACAUUGGAGCUCUGA